UUACGUAAACUAGUGUGGAGUCGGUGCACGAGCGUGUCACGGAGAGAAGAACCCCCGCUCGGCUCAGUGGAAGUCAUGUUCGCGUAAUUGCCGCCAUACCCCCCUCCACCUGCUUCAGCUCUGUGAGCCUCACAGCCGGACGCUCGCGGUAAUCAUCAACCGAGCACCGUUGGCAGGCAGGAGCUGCUCGUUUGCGGAAGCGCGCGCGCUCUCUCGUGCGGUCCCGGAAGAUUUCUUUAAUUUGAAGGGCGCGGGGAAGGGACAGGACUCUGCGCGUGCCGUGGUAGCCCGUGUCUUUAAACGCACGAGGGGCAUUUGCGUUUUCUGAGAUGUAGCCCGCAUCGCUUCAAGCCCACAUGCGCUGGGAUGCCGAUGGUUUGAUCUGGGGGGCCACUGGAAGGGGACGUUCAGCCGGUUUUUGGUUAAUGGUUCACUUCGUCUCGUGAUUCCUGUAAACUCACGACCCCCACCGAGGCUGUGCCGAGACGGGCCGACCGCUACAUCUGUAGAGACGGUUUACUCCACAUCCAUCAGCUGGAACACCCACCUCCUCAACCGAACCCAGGCAGGCACAGAAAUGGACCAAGAUACUGCGACCCAACGCCAGACACAAGAAGACAAGCCAGAGGCGGCAGCCGAAGCUCGAACAAUAACUCCGGCUGCAGCGUCGGAUACAGCGGCUCUAGACACCGUUUCCACUGCCAAGCAGCCGGCAGCUUCUGCCAGGCCCCGACGGCCACAGAUAAGUGCCCGGGUAGAGGGCUCUGUAGACGUCGCUGAGCCCAAAGCUGAGCCCAAAGCUGAGCCCAAAGCUGAGCCCAAAGCUGAGCCCACUCCAGUGGCGAACCAGGAGGAGUGCACUCCUGAUGGCACUGUGGCAAGUUGCCUCAAACCCUCUCGCCAUGCAACAUUCAAACCCUCAGGAGAGUGCACUGGGCCCGGCGCUGAGGUCGGUCCUAAAGGGCCGGGCCACCACCCGAUCCGGGCGGCGUCAGUCCCCCACCCGCCUGCCAGCCGGCCUGUGGCUCCUCACCUGAACCCUCAGACACAGAGAGCUGUCUCUGUCGCCGGGCCAGCUGACACCCAGGCCCAGGCUGUGGAGGACUUCAGGCUGCACGUCAUCACUUGGAACGUGGGGUCGGCCACGCCGCCUGAUGACAUCACGUCCUUGCUGGGGCUGAACGUGGGCGAUGGAAACACUGACAUGUACAUUAUCGGGCUGCAGGAGGUGAACUCUAUGAUUAACAAAAGGCUGAAAGAUGCCCUCUUCACAGACCAGUGGAGCGAGGUCUGCAUGGAGAGACUCAGCCCCUUUGGUUAUGUGCUGGUGGCCUCCCAGAGGAUGCAGGGCUUGCUGCUGCUGGUCUUUGCCAAGUACUUCCAUCUGCCCUUCCUCUGCGGAGUCCAGACCGAGACCACCCGCACCGGCCUGGGGGGUUACUGGGGGAACAAAGGGGGUGUGAGCGCCCGCAUGUCGGUGUUCGGCCACACCAUCUGCUUCCUCAACUGCCACCUGCCGGCUCACAUGGAGAACUCUGGUCAGCGCAUGGAGGACUUCGAGAGCAUCCUGCAGCAGCAGCAGUUUGAGGGCCAGACUGCCACUGGGGUCCUUGACCAUGAUGUGGUGUUCUGGUUUGGGGAUCUCAAUUUCCGCAUUGAUGACCUGGAUAUGCAAGUGGUGAAAUCAGCCAUCGAUAACAACAAGUUUCCAAUGCUGUGGGAAAAGGAUCAGCUCAAUAAGGUCAAAGACAGUGAGACCGUGCUGGAGGGUUUCCAUGAAGGGCCGCUGAAAUUUCCUCCCACCUACAAGUUUGAUGUGGGAACAGAUACAUAUGACACAAGUGGGAAGAAGCGUAAACCAGCUUGGACCGACCGGAUCCUGUGGCGCCUGAGGGCCACUGCGCUCAGUGCUGGGAAGCGUGGCUCCAUGUCGGGGCUGAGCAGCGGGACCAAAGUGGCACAGCACUACUACCGGAGUCACAUGGAGUACACCGUCAGUGACCACAAACCAGUCUCCUCCAUCUUUACCCUGCAGUUCCCGUACAAGUUGGACGUUCCCCUGGUCACAAUCACGGUGGAGGACGAGUGGAACAGCGUUGCUGAUGCCAUCGCAAAAUUCCGACUGGUGCCCAACUACCCACGCAGCUCCUGGGACUGGAUUGGGCUGUAUAAGGUGGGUUUCAAGCAUCAUAAGGACUACGUGGGGUACGUGUGGGCCAAGCAGGAGGAAGCUGAAUUUACUCGACAAGACCAUCAGGUAACCUUUACCGAGGAGGAAUUGCCCAAAGGCUCAGGGGACUUUAUCUUGGGUUACUAUAGCAACAACAUGAGCGCCAUUGUGGGUGUAACGGAGCCAUUUCAGAUCCAGCUUCCCACUUCAGGGCUUGAGGCCAGUUCUUCUGACAGCUCUGACUUCAGCUCAGAGGAUGACGGCACUGCUGUCCUCAUGAAGACGGGGUCCCGCAGUCCCAGUCCAUGCAAAGCCAAGCACCGCAGCCACCGCAGCCACACCUCCAGCCGCUCUGGCAGCCCUGUGCAGGCCAAAGGGAACGUGCUCAACGUCAACACGACAACAGCGGAGAGCGAGUCCACAGGACGUCCAGCCGAGGACAGCAGCGGCCAGGUGUCGGCUCCUGAGGAGAAAGAAAAAGAAACGGCGGGUUCAGGGAUGUGAUGCAACACCUCGCCCUGCUGCUGCCACAGGUCACAGAGCCAACUGGUGUGUCUUUUAUCAAAUACAUCCAUUGUACUGUAUGUUCUCUAUGAUGAAAAUAUACAGUUUCUGAUGCCAUCCUUUUCAGGAAACCGCCAUCUGGUUCUUCCAGAAGGCUUACUUUGCCUCGAGUUGUCCUAUUGAGCUGUGCACGUUGUAUAUUUUUAUUUGUAAACCUUUCACUCUGUUUCUUCUACCUUUGUCGGCUCUCAGGUGUGGACAGUACAGGGAGCUUACACCUUGCAUUUGGAAAUACUCAAGGAUGCUAUGUAGAGUAAAAGAGUGGUGACUUAAUACUCUAUAGAAACCAUCUUGCCCAUAUUCCGACAAUGAUUUGAUACUCUGGACUGUUGUAGCAGUCAUGUGAGCAGGCCACAAACCAACAACAGGAAACACUUUUACUAGUACGACAUACUUCACACCAAUCAUUUAGUUGUGAAACAUGUAUUGCUCUGCCAAGAUGACCAUAGAAAGAUAGUAGGGGGGAAAAAGCAAUUUAUUCCAACACAUUCUACGUCAGCAUCAACCGCUCUGUCAACAAUGACUUAUUUAAUUAGCUUCUUCAAAUGGAGAGCGACAUGAAAUUUGACUUGCUUUGGAAACGCUUUAUGCUGCGUUCACACACAAAGCAUUACGCAGCAACAUGGUGCAUAACACGUGGGGAGCAUUUAAAAUGACCCACCAAUGGGAAUAAAGACCUUCCAGGGUGCAUGGAAAAAGCGAGCAGAAGCAAAGUGGGUGGAGACGGGUUCAGGGGGCUCGGCCUCCACCCGUGGCGGCAGCAGCAUCACAUGCCCGCCUAGAAAGUGAAAGUGAGUGUAAAGGCCUUUCAAUAAAUGGCCAAAUCAGUGCAGUGGUGGUUGUGGAAGGCUAGCUGUUAGCGAGCACCGCGUAGCUAGUUGAUUCAUUGCUGGCCACUAACUCUCCUUGGUGACAACCACAACAAUAUCGGAACCAGGAAACAUACACAGUUUAUUGCUUGAACACGCAUACCUCGCUGUGAUUUAAUGAGCCUUAUCUAACUCUUGCUCAACCCAGCAAUUAAAUUACCUUUUGGAAUAAUUUACCCAGAAAAUAAGAACAUCUUAUUUGUCUUUACUCCAUUUUCAAUAAGUAUUGAAUUCAAAUCAAAUUGAGUGUUUGAUGAUUUCAACACAAACGAGUAAAACUCUGAUAAUCAAUCUUGAUAUCUUUGACAAAUGUGAGCAGGAGCUCUACUAUGUAGAGCUGCUAUGGGGCUUUGCAUCGUAUGAUACAAAGCCCCACUGUCGAGAAAUAUCAACAUGACAAUCUGAUACUUCAAAUACAUGAAAUGGUCCGAUCUAAUGCUUUAUUAGUAUUUUUAUAGAUUGGACUUUUUCUUUCUUUUUACAUUCUUUUUUUUGCUCAGAUCCUUCCUCAGAUUCUCGUGGUUAGCUGACCCUGACUAUAGUCUCAGUGUGUGUGUGUGUGUGUGUGUGUGUCAUGGUUUACUGCUGGACUUACUGUACAUUCCGGUACUGUGAUUUUUGUGCCAUAAAGUGCUGUUUUUGACUCCUCUUUGUUAUAAUAGUGGAUGUGAAAAUUGGUAGAAAAAUUUGGUAAGAACAGAAUAAAAAAUGUCACCGUUGGUGUUAUGUGAAGAAUAUGCAGGACAGUUAUCCUUGCAUAAAUAUGAAGUAGUUAAACAUCUCAGAGUGCAUUCUUGUAUUUUAUUGUAUUGUCAAAAUGAAAAACCUAUUGGACCUUUGUUGAGAGUAAUAUGUUUAAAAAAGAUUAAGAUUGUACGACUUUGUACUACUUUAACUAAUUUAGAUUAGUAUGCUCAGCUCUGCUGUCAUGGCCAGUGACUAUCUAUUGUGAAAUGUAAAUUUAAAAAAAUGCUGUCUCCAGAAUGUUUUUGUUUUGUAAUUAUGUGGCUAAAAUAGAAGAAAUAUGUAUGUAAAUGACAAAUAUUGAUAGAAAACACAAAAUAGGAGACAAUCAAUCCAACAAAGAUAAUUUACUUAAAUGAUGUAUUUAUUUUCUUAUUUAAUUGUUGAAUGAACCUAAAUUCUGCUGGCCAGUGAGGGAGCAUCAUUUCAAUGGAUAUUACAGAAUAUUUAUGAUUAUUUUAUUGUUCUAUAAGGAACUAUGAAGAGUCAGUUUCCAUUUUAGUAAAUCCAGAUCAAAUGUCGCUUUAAUUGUCUGAAGUGUAGAAUGUUUAGUCAACAGGUACUUGUAUAAUUGGGAAUGAAAUGUAUUUUAAAAAUAUAGUAAUACUGUGAGAUAUUAAUUGUUGGCUUAUGAGGUUUCUCUCUGUGAAACCAUCUGAUCUGUGAGGUGAGGAGGGUUUCUAGGGUUUGGUUGCUUGGUUCUCAAACUCCAAAACUAAUAAAACACUGUCCAAAGAAAAAAAUA
Pseudoliparis swirei is the source of this 5092-nucleotide messenger RNA. It is a transcript of the gene inpp5jb, whose product is annotated as inositol polyphosphate-5-phosphatase Jb. Gene Ontology annotation, cellular component: plasma membrane; cytoplasm; ruffle. Bases 578 to 2674 code for a protein of 698 amino acids. Gene Ontology annotation, molecular function: phosphatidylinositol-3,4,5-trisphosphate 5-phosphatase activity; phosphatidylinositol-4,5-bisphosphate 5-phosphatase activity. Gene Ontology annotation, biological process: phosphatidylinositol dephosphorylation; negative regulation of peptidyl-serine phosphorylation. The transcript has 13 exons. NCBI's taxonomy places the organism in Eukaryota, Metazoa, Chordata, Actinopteri, Perciformes, Liparidae. The record is from RefSeq and is a predicted model, not a curated record.